Molecule: messenger RNA, 3566 nt
Organism: Mus musculus (house mouse)
Lineage: Eukaryota; Metazoa; Chordata; Mammalia; Rodentia; Muridae
Gene: Dhdh
Product: dihydrodiol dehydrogenase
Exons: 8
Coding region: 126-1256 (376 amino acids)
Molecular function (GO): trans-1,2-dihydrobenzene-1,2-diol dehydrogenase activity; nucleotide binding; glucose 1-dehydrogenase (NADP+) activity
Source: RefSeq, a predicted model, not a curated record
CGGGUGGAGAGAUUGCGGUUUCACGUCCUGAGGUCGUGUCCUGAGGGUCAAAGGGAAGCGGGCGGCUUGCAGCGCGGGGUGGCGUUGGCCCCGCCUCCGGCCCCCGCAGGCAGAAGACGUGCAAAAUGGCGCUGCGCUGGGGCAUCGUGUCGGCUGGCUUAAUUGCCAACGACUUUACCACCGUGCUGAGCUCACUGCCUUCCUCGGAGCACCAGGUGGUAGCGGUAGCUGCGAGGGACCUGAACCGGGCCGAGGAGUUCGCACAGAAAUUCAACAUCCCCAAGGCCUAUGGCUCUUAUGAGGAACUGGCCAAGGACCCAAACGUGGAGGUGGCCUACAUCGCCACCCAGCACCCCCAGCACAAGCCAGCCGUACUCCUCUGCCUGGCAGCAGGCAAGGCUGUCCUUUGUGAGAAACCCAUGGGCGUGAAUGCAGCAGAAGUUCGGGAGAUGGUUGCCAAAGCCCGUUCUCAAGGCGUCUUCCUUAUGGAGAUGGCAGGUCCCCUCGAGGCAUGUGUCUCUUGCUUCUCAAGGUCCCAGAUGCCAUCCUUUUUUACAAGGAGCUGCUGUGAGCUUGUGAGACAUCUCCAUUUGAGCCUGCUGCUGGAAGUCCCUGUCAUGGCCAUUUGGAGCCGAUUUUUUCCUGCCAUGGAGGCUCUGAGGGAAGUUUUAGUUCAAGGAACUAUCGGAGACCUACGAGUGGCCCGGGCAGAAUUCGGAUUUGAUUUAAGUCAUAUACCCCGGGCCACAGACUGGAACCAAGCCGGAGGUGGUCUGCUGGACCUAGGCAUCUACUGUGUCCAGUUCUUAUCCAUGAUCUUUGGUGCACAGAAGCCAGAGAAGAUUUCAGCUGUUGGGAGGAUCCAUGAAACAGGUGUGGAUGACACUGUCAGCGUGCUACUUCAGUAUCCAGGAGGGGUUCAUGGCAGCUUCACCUGCAGCAUCUCCUCCAACCUCCCCAACACAGCGUAUGUGAGUGGUACCAAGGGCAUGGCCCAGAUUCAAAAAUUGUGGGCCCCAACAGAGCUGGUGGUGAAUGGAGAGAGGAAGGAGUUCCCUCCGCCUGUCCUUGGGAAGGACUACAAUUUUGUAAAUGGGUCAUGCAUGCUCUAUGAAGCCAACCACGUGCGUGAGUGCCUGCGUAAAGGUCUUAAGGAGAGUCCUGUAGUUCCUCUGGCAGAGAGUGAGCUCUUGGCUGAGAUCCUUGAGGAGGCGAGGAAGGCCAUUGGAGUCACCUUCCCCCAGGAUAAACGCUGAUACAGCUCCUGCGACAGAUGUGUGUGGCAAGCAACCUUCCCUCCUGCUUGGACCUCUGUAACCUGACUCUCAUUGCUUUGGAGUUGUUGUUGUUGUUGUUGUUGUUGCUGCUGCUGCUGCUGCAAAUCAGCACGUGUUCUCUCCCUUUCUGGGUGUUGGGAGCCAGCUUUGAUGAGUCAGGGUGUGGAGUCAGGGGAGUCUACAGACACCAAAGCUUCUUUCUAGGACAAACAGGUUCUCUCUUUACUUUAGGGGGAAACACACGCACACGCACACGCACACGCACACACACACACACACACUUGAUGGAUGAAGCUAGGCUCCAACAACUUUAUUUUUCCCCCAUAUCCCCCAGCAAACUCUUUGAAGAAGUAUAAAAAUUACAAUGUGGUUACAUUCUAUCUUUAAGUGGAUGAAUAAAUGAAGUACAAUGAGUUCAAGUAAAAACAACAACUACAAAGCCCAGCAGGCCCCCAGCACCCUUACACAAUUAAGCAAUUUAUAUAUUACAUGCAGAAAACAGAUUAUUAACAUGAAUCCACAUACAUUCCUGUCUAAGCAACUUGUUAUAGACUAACAAACUGUGGGUAAAAAAGGUAUUUUUUUCUCAGCCAGUUCUUUGACUGGCAAGCUGCAAUUUGUGAUUAUGAAGAAAGGAACAAUCAUUUUGUUAUUUGUCCUGAAAAGUAAUUUUUAAAAUUAUUCACUUUACACCCCAGUAUCAGCCCCACCUAUCUCCUCCCAGUCCUCCCUUCACACAGCUCAGCUCCCCCCCCAUUCCCUCUCUUCCUCUGAGAAGGGGGAAGCUCCCCUGGGUACCACACACACACACACACACACACACUCACACACACACACACAAACACACUCACACACACACACACACACACACACACAGCAUAUGGAGUCACUGCAGGACUAAGUGCAUCCUCUCCCACUGAAGCCAGAUGAAACAGCCCAGUUAGGGGAAUGGGAUCCACAGGCAGGCAAUAGAUUCAGGAACUAAAUGUAAUCAUAAAAAACUUAAAGAAUCACAAAUCUAAACUUUUAUAUAAAAAAAACAGUCCUUUCUACUUUAAAUCCUCGGGUACAUAAACAAAAACCUGUUUCUGGUUGCGGUGUGGUUCAGCCCUUGGCAUAUACACCUUUAAUUCAAAACAAUGGAGGUAAAGUUAGUUUGUAAAAGGAAGCACCCAUGUUUGAAAGUGAUGUCUAAUUGAGUGGCAAGCAACAAAUCAGAUUUGACAGACUAGGAUGUGCCCAGCUCCCAUGAGAGCAGAGAGGAGAGAGAGAGAGACUGCUUUAAGAGAGCAAGGCAGGGCGAUAGGAAGGAGGAGGAGGCAGGCUACUGCUACAGAGACAGGUUGAACAGAGAACAAGCUAGACUCAGGGGAAGACAGAACAAGCCAGGGAGUGAGAAGGAGCCAGAAGAUAAGAACACAUUGCCAGAGUUAGUUUGAGGCCAAGCAGAACAACCCAGUUAGAGGCUGAGAGAAGCCAGACUGGAUCAGUCAGCUUAGAAAGGAGUUUGAGCCAGAACAACUGAGUUCAGAAAGAAAAAGCUUAUUCAGAGUAAGUCUCAGAGGCUGAAACAGUGUAGACCUAGAUAAGAUUGUGCGGAGGCUAGAAGCUUGCAGGCCUAGGGUCAACUAUCAAAAGUGUGCUCUUCUAAAUUUAAAUUGUUCCCCAAGAUUUUCUACAUUAACAAAAAAAAAAAAAUCUUUUUUUUUUUUUUUUUUUUUUUCAAGACAGGGUUUCUCUGUAUAGCCCUGGCUGUCCUGGAACUCACCACCCGGCUAACAAAAACAUCUUAACCUAACUAUACUAACUACAUCUCUAAAUUCUUUCUGAGGCCGAAUCCUUUUUUUUUUUUUUUUUUUUUUUAAUUUAUUUAUUAUUAUAUGUAAGUACACUGUAGCUGUCUUCAGACACACCAGAAGAGGGAGUCAGAUCUUGUUAAAGGUGGUUGUGAGCCACCAUGUGGUUGCUGGGAUUUGAACUCUGGACCUUCGGAAGAGCAGUCGGGUGCUCUUACCCGCUGAGCCAUCUCACCAGCCCAGAGGCCGAAUCCUUAAUCUGCUCCAACAGCAAUGCUCAAAAGAGAUCAAUCAUUAUUAUUGUAAGAACCAAUGAUACUUGCUGAGGUGAUCUUUAUGUGCGCUUGCGCUGUGCAAAGAUUGUCUCUGUAUUAUUCAAAUGCUGGUUUCUGAGUAGGCAGGCCAGAUUUUGGUAUUGUUAAUCAUCACCUGUUGUAGUGUUUUGUAAACACUUCCUUCAACACUGCCUGAUUUAAUAAAGAACUGAGCGUGG